CUCGGGGGACGGAAUUCAGUGGUCGGGCGCCAAAACAAAGAUGCAAAGAUAGAGGAGGCUGUCCUUGUGUCUUUCAGAAGGAAUGCAAAGUCCACGCAGUCUUUAUGGAAUGACUUUAAAGAGCAUUUCAUCCCCAAGACUUUGUGAAGGUCUGAUUUUGCAGGACCUGAGUGGAAUUUAUCAGGGAUACGAGAGUUAAGUCCCCUACUCUUUCGAACAGUGCCAGGGGAUCUUUAAUGGCUUCAGGCUGGACAUCUCAUUAUAUUACAGGAACACUUUAUGUUGUUUUCCAAUUUUUUAACAGUAGGUAAAGGUAUUCUGUUAGCCAUUAGGCAUUUUAAUUCAUACACCUAGCGGUGAAGAUGUGUAGCUAUGGUUUCAUGAGCAUUUUAUCAAACAGUGUUAUAAUGUGGUGUAGAUAAUUAGGCCUGCACUAUUCCUGUUAACUCUUCGGUUAACACUGGGGCUUGCGCUGAAAGAGGGAGCACACUUCUUUUUCCUUUUCAGAAGGGCAGAGAAAAUCGGGCAUUUUGGUCACAUUGAUGUUCCAGAUGAGUCACUAGCCCACUGUGACUGGGAUUCUCCCUUCUUUGUGCCCCCCUGCUGUUGACUGGGAGUCAGCCGGCGUUCCACCUCAAUUUCACAUCCCAGUACGAUGGUUGUAGCUUUGAAGUAUGUCGAUAAACAAGUGCUUAUUUCAUGCUGGGAAGCUAUACAAUAUAAAAAAUGAUUCCGACUUAAAAUAUAACAGAAAAAAGACGGGGCUUCUUGAGCUGUCUAGAAAUGGAUUUCUUAGUUUACUAACCAGUAUUUCUGAGUGGGGUGUUGGGGGUGAUUGAUUUGAGCCAAGGCUCUGAUUGCCCUGCAGUUACAGAAAACAGGCAUGCUUUAGCUGAAAGGUUAGAAUUAAAACUUGCUUACCCAAAACCUACAGGAAUGAACUGACUUGGUUGACAAAGAUUUACGGUAUGGCUAAAACACACUUCUCUUUACUCUCCCUGCAGCUCACAGAUGGCAGCCCACUGGAGCUCCGCAGGUGUGAGCCUGGCCAGUACCUGGGAAAGCUAAGGUUGCUGCUGGAAAAAGGUGAACAGGAGAUGGCUGACCCUGGAAUGCAACAGGUGUCAGAGAUCGUGCUGGUCCACAUUAAAGAGGAGUUCGCGCCUCUCGACGGCGAAGUGGUGAAACACCAGCAUGACUGUGCGGCACAGUCAGAGGAAACAUCCGAGCUCCUCUAUACGAAGGGAGAGCUCCUGAAGGACUCCUUUCGUGUUGCCAAGGUCACAGACCCGGACCUUGGCUUGCCCGUCAAGGACGUGAGGGUGUGUAAGACGCUGCCCUUUCCCGGGACAGGUUCCACUCAGGACAGUGGCGACGCGGGAAGCCGAGAGCCGGGCGACCGCAUGGAUCCGGCGGCAGAGAAGCCCUUUCCUUGCAGCCAGUGUGCGAAGAGCUUCAGCAAAUCAAAAAGGCUCAGAGAGCACCAGCGGGUCCAUCUGGGGGAGAAGCCCCACCUCUGCCUGGAGUGCGGCAGGAGCUUCGCCGCCCUGUCGGAGCUGAGGAAGCACCAGCGCAUCCACACGGGCGAGAAGCCCUUCCGCUGCUCCGAGUGCGCCAGGGGCUUCAACCGGCUGAGGAACCUGCGGCGCCACUACCAGGUCCACACGGGCGAGACGCCCUUCCACUGCCCCGUGUGCGGCAACAGCUUCACCACCCUGGCGGUCCUGCAGCGGCACCAGCGCACCCACACGGGCGAGAAGCCCUUCCGCUGCGCCCAGUGCCAGCGCGGCUUCCGGCAGGUGGGCCACCUGCAGUCGCACCUGCGCACGCACUCUGGCGAGAGGCCCUACGGCUGCGCCGACUGCGGCAAGAGGUUCAACGAGCUGGGCUCCCUCAAGAGGCACCGGCGCACCCACACGGGGGAGAAGCCCUACUGCUGCGCGCGGUGCGGGAAGAGCUUCAUCACGCUGGCCGAGCUCAGGCGGCACCACAGCACCCACACGGGGGCCAAGCCCUUCGAGUGCGCCGCGUGCCGGAAGAGCUUCAGCCAGCUCAGGAACCUCAAGAGGCACCAGCAGAUCCACACGGGGGACAAGCCGCACCCCUGCGCGUCCUGCGGGAAGCGCUUCAUCACGUCCUCGGACCUGAAGCGCCACCGCCAGCGCGUGCACGCGGCCGAGGCGCCCCAGGCGGGGCUCGGCGUCAGAACGGUUGUCGUCGGUUAAGCGAAACUGGCCGGGGCGUGUGGAGUGGAGAGGCAGGGGCAAGCCAAAGUCCGGACGAAACUUUCUGGAGAACGUUUAUUAUCGUUUUUCCAUCCUUCAUUGCCCUCUCUGUAUAAUUCUGCAGAAAGUCCGGGUUUCUCAAUGGAGACAGUAUCCGUUACAGAAUUCCAGGGAUUUCGAAUUCCUCUCCUCUGCAGGCACACAGACGGACAUGCGAACUGCCUCGGUCAUUUGCUCUAUGGGGAGAAACCAGCAGAUUCAGAGCUAACACCUGUUUCCCCAGCUUGGUCUUGAUCAAGUUUUUAUUGAUCUUUAAGGCAGCCCUGCCAAGAACUGUUUCCUUUCCCUUCAAAUAAAUGUGCAGGUUGCUAAGAAAA
Lepisosteus oculatus (spotted gar) is the source of this 2602-nucleotide messenger RNA. The record is from RefSeq and is a predicted model, not a curated record. NCBI's taxonomy places the organism in Eukaryota, Metazoa, Chordata, Actinopteri, Semionotiformes, Lepisosteidae.